AGCAUUUGACUCGUAGUUGGGACGUGAAAGAAGUUUCGACCGUACCAAAGAAAGUCCACGGAAGACUUGCAAAGUUUCGGAAUUUGACGCAAAAUUAAUAUGAGUUUUUGAAAAGGAAGUCCAGUUUGAUAGCAGGUUCGAGCGGAUUCAUUUAUUUUAUAAGGAAAUGGAUCAAAAGCCAUAUUUGGAAGUUGAAGACCUUUUGCAGUAACCAGACAGCCAAAAUCCACUCAGAUACUAGUGCCUGGUCUUAAGACUCUGCCCUUUCACAGACUAGUAUUUGUGGUAAAUGUGAAAAAUAAGAGCUAGCACGUUACAAUGGAUUCCUUUUCCCGGCCCAGUGGUGAAAUUCAAAGGAGAAACCCACAGCAUGACUUUGAACUUAUUCAGCGGGUUGGGAGCGGCACGUAUGGAGACGUGUACAAGGCAAGAAAUAUCCAGACGGGAGAGUUAGCUGCUGUUAAGAUCAUUAAACUUGAGCCAGGGGACGACUUUUCCAUCAUCCAACAGGAAAUUUUCAUGGUGAAGGAAUGCACACACCACAACAUAGUGGCCUACUUUGGGAGUUACCUCUGUCGUGAGAAGCUGUGGAUUUGUAUGGAGUACUGUGGAGGAGGAUCUUUGCAAGAUAUUUAUCAUGUGACCGGUCCCCUGUCAGAGCCUCAGAUCGCCUAUGUGUGCAGAGAGACGUUACAGGGACUCGGCUACCUGCACAGCAAGGGCAAGAUGCACAGAGACAUCAAGGGAGCCAAUAUCCUGCUCACAGAUCAUGGGGAUGUGAAACUAGCGGACUUUGGUGUCGCAGCCAAAAUAACAGCCACCAUAGCAAAGAGGAAGUCUUUUAUUGGGACUCCAUAUUGGAUGGCUCCUGAGGUGGCAGCAGUGGAGAAGAAUGGGGGUUAUAACCAGCUGUGUGAUAUCUGGGCUGUGGGUAUCACCUCCAUAGAACUGGCCGAGUUACAGCCUCCCAUGUUCGAACUGCACCCGAUGAGGGCUUUAUUCUUAAUGUCAAAGAGCAGCUUCCAGCCUCCCAAAUUAAAAGACAAGAUUAAAUGGACCACAGCCUUCCAUAACUUUGUGAAAGUUUCUCUCACCAAGAACCCAAAGAAGAGGCCCACUGCAGAGAAGCUGCUUUCGCAUGUGUUUGUAGCCCAGGCAGGAUUGACUCGGAAACUAGCUGUGGAGCUGCUGGACAAAAUGAACAACCCAGACAACCAUCCUCACUUCAGUGAGGGUGAUGAUGAUGACCUGGAGCCUGUGGCUGAGAGACACACCAUCCGUUCCUCCCACAAUAAGAAUGCUCGAGCAGAGAGGACUCGCUCAGAGAUCAACUUUGACAAAGUGCAGUUUGAACCCCCACUGCGGAAAGAGACGGAGGCUCACCACUCUGAAAUGGACGUGACCAAAGAGAACGAUUUCCCUUCCCCGUGGAGUCCGUUCGCCGAGGGAGGCAUCUCCAGCAGGAGCCUUCUCAAAAGCGUGGAAGAGGAAUUGUUUAUACGGGGACACAUAACUCAUCUGGAGGAUGCUUUUGAGGAUGUGGAGCUGUCAACCCUCAAACAAGGAGUGCCUCCGCCAUUGCCCCCUAAGCCGAGGCUGAAUAGUUCGUCCGACGAGAUGGGUUUGAACGACGGCUGCCUGACGGUGCGACGGUUUCCGAACUCUGACAACGGCCCCGCGCCGGGGCCCCGCAGACAGAGCACGCCAGAGAGAGGCAGCAAGGCCGAACACAACCAGCCCGAGUACCUCUCUGCUAGUGUCAGCAGCCCCGGCCUUCUGUCACACAACGCAGAGCAGGACCAAGAUGACUCAGAUACCAGCCUGAAUGGGGAUAGUCCCAGACCACCCCCUAGUCGUCCGCAGAGGAAGGAGUUUCCCAAGCCAGCCAUCAAUGGCCUUCCACCCACACCUAAAGUACUGAUGGGGGCCUGCUUCUCUAAAGUGUUUGACGGCUGCCCACUUAAAAUCACCUGUGCCACGUCAUGGAUCCACCCCGAUACUAAAGACCAGUACCUGAUCUUUGGGACAGAGGAUGGAAUCUACACCCUCAACCUGAACGAACUGCAUGAGGCCACCAUGGAGCAGCUGUUUCCCCGAAGGUGCACGUGGCUGUACGUUAUCAACAACAACCUGAUGUCAUUGUCAGAAGGGAAGACGUUUCAGCUCUACUCCCACAACCUCAUCGGCCUGUUUGAGCAGCUGAGGAAACCCGGCCUUGCAGCCCAGUUUCAGACGCACCGAUUCCCUGAUAAAAUCUUACCCAGGAGAUUCGCUUUGACCACCAAGAUCCCGGAUACCAAAGGCUGCCACAAGUGCUGCAUCGUGCGGAACCCAUACACGGGUCAUAAGUAUCUGUGUGGGGCCCUGCAGUCUGGCAUCGUUCUGCUGCAGUGGUAUGAACCCAUGCAGAGAUUCAUGCUCAUAAAGCACUUUGACUUCCCGUUGCCGAGUCCUCUGAAGGUGUUUGAGAUGCUGGUGGUGCCGGAGCAGGAGUACCCCCUGGUGUGUGUGGCCAUCAGUCAGGGCUCUGAGCCUGGACAGGUGGUUCGCUUUGAGACCAUCAAUCUCAACUCCUGCUCCUCCUGGUUCACCGAUAUAGGAUCAGGUGGACACCAGGUAGAUGCCAUACAUGUCACUCAGCUGGAGAGAGACACUGUGCUUGUGUGCUUGGACAAGAACCUGAAGAUAGUCAAUCUCCAGGGCAAGCUCAAGUCCAACAAGAAGCUGGCAUCUGAACUGAGCUUUGACUUUUGCAUUGACUCUGUUGUGUGCCUUCAGGACAGCGUCUUGGCCUUCUGGAAGCAUGGCAUGCAGGGAAAGAGCUUCAAGUCUAAUGAGGUAACACAGGAGAUCUCUGACCCAAGCCGAGUCUUCAAGCUCCUGGGAUCUGACAGGGUGGUGGUUUUGGAGAGCAGGCCCACAGAUAAUCCCACAGCUCUCAGUAACCUGUACAUCCUGGCUGGGCAUGAGAACAGUUAUUAGCCACAUACUCCUUAUGCCACACAGUCCUGCUCUGCCGCUGGGGCCUCCAGCUGACCUGCCCGAGAACAGCCAUUAUAGCUCUAUAAUGGGCAGCCUCUCAGCCACGGCCCUCCAGAAGGACUGCCCUUCCACACAGCACCCGUGAUGCUUUUGGACCAGUGUUAUUCGAUCAAGGGGGAGUAUUGUUCAGAGAAUCAGGACCGAAGGGUCUUGUCCUGCCUAAAACGUUUGGAUUGACACAGCAGCCUUAAGACAUGCCAAGCUUCAGUUCCCAAUGCAAUGCCAGUCUCCUGUAAAGACGUCUGGACUGCCAGUCUACCCUGUGAGGGAGCAAAUGGGACAUAUUAUACCAGUCCUUCCCUCCAUAUCCAAAUACAGGAGACAAACAUUAGGAAUACCAGCAAUGCUCAACAAGCAAUAGCAAUACCUUACAGCACCAGAGACUUGUGUUAUUGAAAAGUGCCAUACAACUGUGACUGCUUGGGCUGUCUUCUUAUAGAACCCUCAUUUUACCCAAAAGAAAAUUUACAUCAGACAAACGUAAUGUUCCCAACAGAACAUGUUACUAAUAAAAUUAACAGCGAGGUCAUGAGGUUUUAGUUCUUAAAACCUGUUGGGAGUUCUUUUUUUUCUUUUUUUUUUUUUUAACAAAAUAUGAAAAGGUUUGGGAUAGAAUCAAUACCAUGUCAGGUUUUUUUUUUUUUGGUUGACAUUGGCUAUUUAAAUGUUAUUUAUUAAGCUAGGAGCAGUAAGGUGUGUUAUAGUUUAAGGGCUGUUUACCAGAGCGAUCCAGCGUGGUUUGACUUUUUCACCAGUGGGUUGCUGAGCAGCUUUGGAUAUUUACUGCUAUGUACUAUAAUCCUCUUUCUCAAGCUUUGUUCCAUUUUAGAAUUCAAUUAUAAUGUAAAGUUGUAUUCUUUUUUCUUUUCUUUUUUUUUAAUUGUAACUUUUAUUCAAUAUUUGCACCAUGUAAGCACUUUUGUACAUUUUUUUGUAUUUAAAUGUGACAAAAAAUGGGAGAUGCAAGGUUUUUGUGACAUCCAAGCAUUUCUUUUGCUAAAGUUGAAAUG
This is a messenger RNA of Chanos chanos (milkfish), 4052 nucleotides long. RefSeq names its product mitogen-activated protein kinase kinase kinase kinase 5 (gene map4k5). The coding region runs from base 319 to 2982 and encodes 887 amino acids. The record is from RefSeq and is a predicted model, not a curated record. Lineage: Eukaryota; Metazoa; Chordata; Actinopteri; Gonorynchiformes; Chanidae. The transcript has 35 exons. Gene Ontology annotation, biological process: intracellular signal transduction; protein phosphorylation. Gene Ontology annotation, cellular component: cytoplasm. Gene Ontology annotation, molecular function: ATP binding; MAP kinase kinase kinase kinase activity.